AUGGCUUUAGCAGCACCCUCUCGCGAGCUGCUCGCUCUAUUUCGCCGCUCUCUGCGUACAACGACCCUCUCGCGCCAGCCGUAUCGAAGCCGACAAUGCCGCAGAGCAAUAGCAACCUACGCCCACUCCCACCAUGCGUCCCAGGUCUCCAUUCUUCCGACCGCCGUCGACACCUCGAGCGCGGAUUACAAGGAGAACAAGCGCUCCAUGGACGAUGUCGUCUCCCGCAUCUCCGCCUUACACGCCCGCAUCGCGCAGGGCGGGCCCCCCAAAUCCCGCGAAAAGCACGUCUCGCGCGGUAAAAUGCUUGUGCGUGACCGCAUCGCCGCCUUGAUCGACCCGGGCACCUCGUUCCUCGAGCUGUCGAGCCUCGCGGGCUUCGAAGUCUACCCGGGAGAGGACGUCCCAGCCGGCGGCAUCGUCACAGGCAUCGGCACCGUCUCAGGCGUAACCUGCAUGAUCGUUGCCAACGACAGCACCGUCAAGGGUGGAACGUACUACCCCGUCACUGUGAAGAAGCAUCUCAGGGCGCAGGAGAUAGCCCAGCAGAACCGACUGCCGUGCAUUUACCUCGUGGACAGCGGGGGCGCAAACCUGCCGCACCAGGCGGACGUCUUCCCGGAUCGCGACCACUUCGGUCGUAUAUUCUACAACCAGGCGAGGAUGUCGGGCAUGGGGAUCCCGCAGCUGAGCGUAGUCAUGGGGCCGUGUACAGCUGGCGGGGCAUACGUGCCCAGCAUGUCCGACGAAAGCAUCAUCGUUGAGAACCAGGGCCACAUCUUCCUCGCCGGUCCUCCCCUUGUCAAAGCCGCCACCGGCGAAGUCGUGUCGGCUGAAGAGCUGGGCGGCGGCCGCCUCCACAGCGAGGUCAGCGGCGUGACGGACUACCUCGCCGUCGACGACGCCCACGCCCUCGUGCUAGCCCGUCGCAGCAUCUCGAAUCUAAACUGGCCGCAAGCUCAAAGCAGCACCGUCAUGAAGACGUGGGAGGAGCCCCUGCACGACCCGGAAGAACUCCACGGCAUCGUCGGCACGAAUCUGCGCCGCCAAAUCCCCAUCCACGAAGUCAUAUCGCGCAUCGUCGACGGCUCCGUCUUCGCCGAGUUCAAGGCCACCUACGGCUCCACUCUCGUCACGGGCUUCGCGCACAUCUACGGUCACCCCGUCGGCAUUGUCGCCAACAACGGCAUCCUUUUCUCCGAGUCGUCGCUUAAGGGCGCGCACUUUAUACAGCUGUGCGCCAAGCGCGGCAUCCCGCUUGUCUUCCUGCAGAACAUCAGCGGCUUCAUGGUCGGCAAGGACGCGGAGGCGGGCGGGAUCGCGAAGAACGGCGCUAAGUUGGUCACUGCUGUUGCGUGUGCGGAGGUGCCCAAGUUUACUGUGGUUGUGGGCUCGAGUGCAGGGGCGGGGAAUUAUGGGAUGUGUGGCCGCGCCUACUCACCCAACUUCCUCUUCCUCUGGCCGACGGCGAAAACGUCCGUCAUGGGCCCGGAGCAGCUCUCCUCGGUCAUGGAAGCCGUGGGCAAGACCGUCGAUCCGGAGCUGAAGGCAAGGAUAGAGCGGGAGAGCGAGGCGACCUUCUCGAGCGCGAGGUUGUGGGACGACGGCGUCGUUCCGCCCAGUCACACGAGGAAAGUGCUGGGCAUGGGGCUGAUGGCGGCUUGUGGAGGAAGUGUGGUGAGGAAGGAAACGAACUGGGGUGUAUUCAGGAUGUAG
This is a messenger RNA of Coniosporium apollinis CBS 100218, 1716 nucleotides long. RefSeq names its product 3-methylcrotonyl-CoA carboxylase beta subunit. Gene Ontology annotation, biological process: L-leucine catabolic process. Lineage: Eukaryota; Fungi; Ascomycota; Dothideomycetes. Gene Ontology annotation, molecular function: methylcrotonoyl-CoA carboxylase activity. Gene Ontology annotation, cellular component: mitochondrion; methylcrotonoyl-CoA carboxylase complex. Bases 1 to 1716 code for a protein of 571 amino acids. The record is from RefSeq and is a predicted model, not a curated record. The transcript is spliced from 2 exons.